UUCUUAGUGAAGAAAGGGGGGGGGACGUCCUUCCCGGAGUUGCCUGGCCGGUAGGGAAACGGAUGAAAUAAAUGACUUGCAUUUCAUUUCAAGAAGUGGGGUAGAUAAACGACCAUGAAGUCUUUGCGUCAUCUGAGAAGCUUUUGGAAAGCGAAUCAAAAGAUUAGAUGCUCUUCUAGUACCGUUAACAGUGAAAUAGAUUUACAGGGUAAGCCAUUUUCGGAGAUUCCAAGUUUGCCAGCAUUACCAAUUUUGGGAGCAUCGUGGCACUAUAUGCCCAUUAUAGGAAAAUAUCGCAUAGAUGAACAACACAAAGCUAAUAAAGAAAAAAGGAAACGUUAUGGAGACAUCUUCCGAGAAAAAAUUGGAAAAUUAGAUAUAGUUGUUACUUUUUCCGCUGAAGAUAUGCACGAAAUUUAUUUAAAUGAAGGACGAGACCCAUUUCGAGUGAAUUUCGAGUCUGUAGUCGCUUACAGGAAAUCGAGACCCCACUGGUACAGCACUGCAGGCGUUGUCUCCUCGCAUGGGGAAGAAUGGAGAGAAUUGAGAUUUAAAACUCAGGAAUAUAUCUUGAAGCCCGCUGCUGCCCUAUGGUAUUUAGAGCCAUUCAGAGAUGUAUCUGAAGAGUUUGUUAGAAAAUUGUACGUCGUUAGAGAUUCAAAUGAUGAAGUUCCUAACUUUCUGAUGGAAUUGUACAAAUGGAAUCUAGAAUCUAUAUGUUUAAUUGGAUUGAACACGAGACUUGGAUGCUUAGAUACUGACUUGGAUGAAGACUCGGAUGGUAUAAAAAUUAUCAAUUCUGUGCAAACUAAAUUCGAUUGCAUCAUAAAACUAGAAGCCUUUUCACGUAAUUUUCAGCUUUGGAAGUAUUUCUCAACUCCGACAUGGAAAAAAUUUGUAAAAUGUUCCGAUACCUUUUCCGAGAUAGCAUUCAAACAUAUCAAUAGUGCUUUGUUGAACUUAGAACCGUACAAAGAAGAUCACGAGAAACCUUCGUCUUUUCUUCAAGUACUGAUCAAAAAUAAAAGCUUAGAUGUGCGAGACAUAAUGGUUGUUUUAGCUGAUUUUCUAAUGGCUGGCAUUGAAGCGACUGCACACAGUAUUGGGUUUCUUCUUUAUCAUCUGGCUAGGAAUCCAGAGAAACAAGAUCUGUUAUAUAAAGAAAUAAUGAGUUUUCUUCCGACAAAGGAUGCCAAACUGAUAAAUUCCAAUUGCUAUGAACUGAAAUAUUUGCAAGCUUGUUUUAAGGAAUCUUUAAGGCUAAAUCCACCAGUGGGUGGAUCUGCGAGGACAUUAGACAGAGAUAUUGUGCUCAGUGGCUAUAUCAUUCCGGCUGGUACUUUACUUACUGUACCUUAUCAAGAGCUUUUUACACAAGAGAAGUACUGCAAGGAGCCGUUGAAAUUCAUCCCUGAACGUUGGUUGAAAGGAGACGAAGACAAACCUAAACCUUGGUCAUUUUUGCCUUUUGGAUUUGGUUGCCGCAGUUGCAUGGGAAGAAGGCUUGCUGAAUUGCAAGUGAUUUUACUUAUUGCAGAGAUAAUUCGAAACUUCCAAGUGGAGUAUCAUUUGGAUGAUAUUGGGACCAAAACAAUGUUGGUGAACAGCCCCGAUAAGCCGCUUCGAUUUAAUUUUAUUGAAAGAUAGGAAUGCUUCUUUUGAGCUUUGGAGUUCCUAUGCAGUGAGAAAAUUUUGUCAAAAUGGUUCAAAACAUUUUAUUUG
Messenger RNA from Argiope bruennichi, 1722 nucleotides. Its product is annotated as probable cytochrome P450 49a1. The transcript has 10 exons. Lineage: Eukaryota; Metazoa; Arthropoda; Arachnida; Araneae; Araneidae. Gene Ontology annotation, molecular function: iron ion binding; monooxygenase activity; heme binding. Bases 115 to 1647 code for a protein of 510 amino acids. The record is from RefSeq and is a predicted model, not a curated record.